AGGUUAUCUCUGCCACUUACACUUCUCACUUCAGAAAAUGAAGAACACAUAUUUACAAAGUCAUAGGCUUGUGCUUCUAUUUUCAUUUUCUUUGGUCCUAUUUCUUAACACGGAGCUGAGUCUUCUUGCAUCUGCAGGAGGCACAGACAAGAACACCAAGGUUUAUAUAGUUUACCUUGGAGAAAGAGAACACGAUGAUCCUGAACUCGUCACAGCUUCUCAUCAUCAAAUGCUUGAAUCUCUGCAUGAAAGCAAAGAAGAGGCACAUAACUCAAUGAUAUACAGCUAUCAACAUGGAUUCUCUGGUUUCGCUGCGCUUCUUACAUCUUCCCAAGCAAAGAAAAUCUCAGAGCAUCCUUCAGUAAUCCAUGUGAUACCAAACCGGAUUGUGAAACUGAAAACCACAAGAACUUGGGAUCACCUUGGCCUCUCUCAAGUUCCAACUUCUUCUUCUCCAUCAUCUGUGAAAGGUCUUCUCAAUGAAACCAACAUGGGCAGUGAUGCUAUCAUCGGGCUCUUGGAUACUGGAAUAUGGCCAGAGUCAGAGGUAUUCAACGAUCAAGGCUUUGGACCAAUACCUAAGCGUUGGAGAGGAAAAUGUGAAUCUGGAGAAGACUUUAACGCCACCAUUCACUGCAAUAACAAGCUUAUAGGAGCCAAGUACUACCAAAAAGGCAUGAUGGCCGAGAUUAGAGGAAAACGCAAAUCCAUGACCAGAGAAUUCAAAUCCAAUAGAGAUGCAAUUGGUCACGGCACCCAUACAGCCACAAUAGCUGGUGGAUCAUUUGUUUCAAAUGCAAGCUUCUAUGGUCUAGCCCAAGGUACGGUCCGAGGUGGUGCUCCACGGGCCCGUAUAGCCUCCUACAAGGUGUGCUGGGACUUGUUCUUCCUGGGAUGCUCAAUAGUUGAUAUGUGGAAGGCUUAUGAUGAUGCUAUACAUGAUGGGGUUGAUGUUCUCUCGGUUUCUUUAGGAGGGGAUGUUCCGGAGGGUUCUGAGGUCGAUCAAGUCGAUUUUGUCGCGGCUUUUCACGCCGUGACUAAAGGGAUUCCGGUUGUGGCUGCGGCGGGCAACGAUGGUCCUAAUGCUCAGAGUGUUAUAAAUGUUGCUCCUUGGUUCUUGACCGUUGCUGCAACUACUCUUGACCGGUCUUUUCCUACAAAGAUCACUCUUGGCAAUAACCAAACCUUCUAUGCUGAAUCUUUGUUCACUGGACCGGAUAUUACAACCGGUUUAGCUUUCUUGGAGUCAUACAGUCACAAUACUACUGGUAUGAAGGGGAAAACAGUUCUUGCUUUCGAUAAACGUGUUCCAAAGGAAGGUCUAGGAGCAGUCAUUUUAGCUCAAAGCGUUCCUGAUGAAUCUUAUCCCUACAUUUUAACAAGUUACGAACAUGGAGCCGACAUUUUACAAUACAUCCGCACAACCAGAUCACCUACUGUGAGAAUAAGCGCGGCAACGACAUUAACUGGUCCCCCUGCAGCUGCAAAGGUUGUUGUGUUCUCAUCUAGAGGUCCUAACUCUGUCUCACCAGCCAUUCUCAAGCCUGAUAUAGCAGCUCCUGGUGUUAACAUACUCGCGGCGCUAAAUCCUCUUAAUCCUGACAGCCACAACGGAUUUGGACUACUUUCAGGGACAUCAAUGUCGACUCCUGUUGUCUCCGGAAUCACAGCUCUCCUCAAAUGUCUACACCCUGAUUGGUCUCCUGCUGCUAUUAGAUCAGCUUUGGUCACAACAGCUUGGAGGACAAGUAAGUCUGGAGAACCUAUCUUUGCUGAAGGAUCAAGCAAGAAGCUUGCAGAUCCAUUUGACUAUGGAGGAGGUCUUGUAAACCCUGAAAGCGCCGCAGACCCUGGACUUGUUUACGAUAUGGGGAUCAAAGAUUACAUCAGUUACAUGUGUUCAGCUGGUUAUAACGACACAUCGAUCUCUCGUGUCCUCGGUAAAAAGACUAACUGUCCAUCUCCUGGGGCAUCGAUUCUCGAUAUCAACUUACCUUCGAUAACAAUUCCAAAUCUUGAUCAAGAAGUCACACUCACGAGAACUCUAACGAACGUUGGACCGAACAAUUCAGUCUACAAAGCUGUGAUCGAGUCUCCUCUCGGUGUUACUCUCACUGUCUCCCCGACCACACUCGUGUUUGGCUCUGGAGAGGUGCUCUCUUACGCGGUGACGGCUAAAACGAGUCAUGAAGUCAACACUGGUUACUUUUUUGGAAGCUUAACGUGGACUGAUGGUGUUCAUGAUGUUAGAAUCCCUGUCUCUGUUCAGACAACGAUCAUGACCAAGCCUUGAGAGACAUAAACUCAAAUCUCUAUUCAAAAUGUGUAAUCAAGAUCAUUAUAAUAAUAAAGAUCAAAUCAUAUUGAAAAAAAAAACGUAACGUUUC
Brassica rapa (field mustard) is the source of this 2387-nucleotide messenger RNA. RefSeq names its product subtilisin-like protease SBT3.13. Gene Ontology annotation, biological process: proteolysis. The record is from RefSeq and is a predicted model, not a curated record. NCBI's taxonomy places the organism in Eukaryota, Viridiplantae, Streptophyta, Magnoliopsida, Brassicales, Brassicaceae. Gene Ontology annotation, molecular function: serine-type endopeptidase activity.